AGUGUAUAGGACGAAAAGUGAAGGCUGAAAGAAAAAUAUUAGGUGGCAGAAAUACGUCUUUCCCGUUGUUCAUUACGGUUUGUUUUCCAACGUAGCACUUUUGUUGAAAUAUCCUAGGGAAAAUACAUCAUUUACGGAUUCGAUGUUGAUUGUUAUCCGAGCAGCAAACCUUUAUUCCUGAUGGUGCAGCGAAUUGUGGACCAGAUUUUUGUUAUUCUGCACCCUCCGAGAAAGUGGUUCACUGAAAGUUGGAAAUAGCCAGCUUAUUGUCAAUUUAAUCGAAAUCUCGGAACGCGGCGUAGUAAGCCAUUCUGAACUGGAGGAGACUUCCAGUUUCAGUUUGAGCUGGCGAAGUUGAAGGCCACUGUGAGCUUUGUAUCCGGAAGUGAAAGUCGGCAGAAGUAAUUGUUCGGAGCAAGAAAAUGCGGACAAUAAAAAGGUUUCGUAGAGUGUUCCGGAUUGAACAUGUCGCACUGCUGCUGGUUUCGCUGUGGAGCGCAGCGUUUGCGGCAACAGAUCAGAUGCCAUCCGUUCCUACGCACAAUAUGUCCAACAAAGAACGGAACGAGCUGAGGGAAGAGUCCAGAGAAAUGUUCUAUCACGCCUAUCGAGCCUAUAUGGACAAGGCUUAUCCGGCGGACGAACUGAUGCCUCUAAGCUGCAGCGGAAGGUAUCGAGGUAUAACGCCGUCCCGAGGUGAUUUAGAUGAUGUACUGGGAAACUUCUCUAUGACACUAGUCGACACUCUGGACACGCUGGUAAUUCUGGGAGACCUAGAAGAGUUCGAACAUGCGGUGAAGUUAGUUAUUAAAGAUGUCAAGUUUGAUAGUGACAUCAUCGUAUCCGUAUUUGAAACUAACAUUAGGAUGGUUGGAGGUUUGCUUUCGGCCCAUAUUCUGGCAGAAUACGUACAAAAACAAGCGGAUGUGAUGCUGUGGUAUCGGGGCGAGUUACUCGAAAUGGCCAAAGAUCUUGGUUAUAGAUUGCUACCGGCCUUCAACACAUCAACUGGAAUACCACACGCUAGGGUUAACCUAAAAUAUGGAAUGAAAGUGGAAGCGUUACGGCAUUCGAGAGAAACCUGCACGGCUUGCGCGGGGACAAUCCUACUAGAGUUUGCUGCGCUGUCGCGACUUAGUGGUGAACCAAUUUUCGAAAUCAAAGCACACAGCGCAAUGGAUGCACUAUGGAAAAUGCGCCACCGAAGCUCGGACCUCAUGGGAACGGUACUAAAUGUGCAUUCCGGAGACUGGAUACGGCGAGAGUCCGGAGUUGGUGCCGGAAUUGAUUCCUACUACGAAUACUGCCUUAAAUCCUACAUUCUGCUGGGAGAUGAACGCUAUUUAGCGCGAUUUAACCGGCAUUACAACGCCAUUAUGAAGUACAUCAGUCAGGGACCGAUGCUGUUGGAUGUCCAGAUGCAUCGCCCCCACACAAAAACGAGAAAUUUCAUGGAUGCACUGCUGGCUUUCUGGCCCGGUCUACAGGUACUGUCCGGAGACUUGAAGCCGGCCGUACAGACACAUGAAAUGCUGUACCAAGUCAUGCAAAUGCAUACUUUCAUUCCAGAGGCAUUCACUUACGACUUUCAGGUCCAUUGGGGGCAGCAUCAUUUGAGACCGGAGUUUAUUGAGUCAACGUACUUUUUAUAUCGCGCUACUGGGGAUCAUUACUAUCUACAGGUUGGUAAAAAAGCACUCAAGGCAUUACAAAAGCACGCAAGAGUUCCCUGCGGCUAUGCGGCCGUGAACGAUGUCCGCACGGGGAAGCAUGAGGAUCGAAUGGAUUCGUACGUGCUUUCGGAGACGUUCAAAUACCUGUACUUGCUAUUCUCCGAUCCGUCUGAUUUACUGUUAAACAUAGAAAAUUUUAUUUUCACAACCGAAGCACAUCUACUGCCACUGACCCUUGGGCAAUUGGGCAACCAUACGUUUAAUAUCAAAGAGUACGAGGAAAAUGAUAUGCUUGAUUUUAUGCGAUCAUGCCCCAGCCCAAACAAGUUAUUUCCUGAAACGGUUAGACGUCCCCUUAGAGACCUGGUUACAGGAGUAUGCCCGCGUAUAUCAAGUGCCAAACGACUUAGAGCGGCUGACUUUCAGGCAAGCAAUGCAGAUCAUCUACGGACAGUUUAUGACAUGGGUAUUACGAUGGUUUCUUUAGGCGAGGGAAAGGUUCAGCUAUUGCAUAGCUUUUACAACGCUAAGUCUCCGGAAGACGCUGAACGUGGUCUCAUUUUCAUGCAGGAAAUGGUAGAGUUGUCAAAAUCGAAUACAAUCCCAAAAACACAACUGCAGGCAGUUUCAUUCCAUAAACAAGGUGAAUUCCAGCAAAUCCUCAAGGCAGGACCGAGUCAUUUUGGUCCCGAACUGACAGGAGAUAUGGUUAUAACGCAGCGGGGAGUGUUCGUGGAACCAUCGAAAGUCUGCACGAGUCUAAAAAACGGACGAGAGCUGAAUGGUAAAAUUGCAAUUGUUGAACGCGGUGAUUGUACCUUUGUUGAUAAAGCACGCAGAGUUCAAGCUGGAGGAGCAAUGGCUGCCAUAGUCUAUGACAAUACGCCAAACACCUCGAUCGACAAUCAGCAAAUGUUUGCAAUGUCUGGCGACGGCAACGAUGACGUCAAAAUCCCAGUUGUAUUUUUGUUCACUAAAGAAGCGGAAGUGCUAAUAACUGCGAUUAAAGCCAACCCCGAGCUAGAGAUUACCCUCAGACCGUUGACGGACCCUAUGGAGACUGAAGAACUAGCAGGAAAGGACGGCUUGUCCCAAAAAUUAAGCAAGACUGAGUCAACCUCCAGUAGUGGAUCGAAAACGGCCCCAUAAUAUCGAAUGAGUUUGUUCGCUAUGCGUAGAAGACAGAAGUUCAAGUUGGAAAACAACAGACAGGAUUGCAUUAUUAACAAAAUUAAUUACACAAACAGCAUACAAAUCAAGAGUGUGUGAAUGAGAUGAUGCAAGAGAAGCGAGAUUUUCAAAUUUCUAUGUCUUUUCAAAGUGAUACAUCUGUUGACAGAGUUAAAGUGCGACGUGAUGCAGUUUGAUUGUUGUUUAGAGAUAAUAGUGCUUAGUUGAAGUUAGUGUACAAUAUUUUUACUAAUAAGGCAAGGAUAGCCGAGCCAACUGGAGUCGAUUUGUUACUCAUAAUAGCUAAUGCCAUUGGAGGAUGUUCGUACUGAGCAACAUAUCAACUGGUUGACUGAAUUAUCGUUUUCUGCACGAGAUUUGAACUGCAGAUGAGUCUGCCUGGGGCAAGAGCUUCGAAACUGUGCCGAGCUCAAAAUGCUCGUUGUAAACUAGCUGUAAAUAGUCUGUAACAAUUUAAUAACACGAUAUUAGAGUAAGACUGCAAUCACUGCUGACACAAAAACAUUAUAAUUCCAAACAAACAAACUUUAGCGGUUAUCGAUUUGGCUAAGCAAAACCAAACAAUUCCACGCUCAGCAGCAAGCGAUGUAUGUGUGUAUAUAAACGAGAAAUUGAGGGAUUGCUAUUUUUCAUAAAGUCUUCUCAAGCAUCAAAAUAGCAAUCACUAGUUAGUCACAAUCAAGAUGCAAUAUGAUAAAGAAUUUAACUAAACAAAUUAGCAAAAAAUAGUUGUGAGUAAAAAAGAUUUGAAUGCCUAUAAGAAUUAAAUGAAUUCUUAAUACACUGUUUCUAGUUUUGUAAAUAAAGAGAAAAUGUUUUAUGAAA
Molecule: messenger RNA, 3689 nt
Organism: Sabethes cyaneus
Lineage: Eukaryota; Metazoa; Arthropoda; Insecta; Diptera; Culicidae
Gene: Edem2
Product: ER degradation-enhancing alpha-mannosidase-like protein 3
Exons: 12
Coding region: 423-2822 (799 amino acids)
Biological process (GO): carbohydrate metabolic process; mannose trimming involved in glycoprotein ERAD pathway; endoplasmic reticulum mannose trimming
Cellular component (GO): membrane; endoplasmic reticulum
Molecular function (GO): calcium ion binding; mannosyl-oligosaccharide 1,2-alpha-mannosidase activity
Source: RefSeq, a predicted model, not a curated record